CUGGGCCGCCACCUGCUCAGGGUAGGGUAGGGCGGAGCGAGCUGCUUCGGGCGGCGCCGCCACCUGUGCCCCUCGCCGGCGAAAUGGACGUCGCCGCGGCGGCGCGGGCCAUUCCGGAGGACGUCGUCAUCGAGAUCCUGGCGCGGGUGCCGGACCCGACGACCCUCUUCCGCUGCGCCGCGGUGUGCUGGCGGUGGCUCCGCAUCGUCGGCGACCCGGCCUUCCUCCUCCGCCGCUGGCCGCAGGGCACCCGGCCGUCCUUCCUCGGGUUCUUCGCGCAGCGCCACCAGAUCCAGGCCAACGCGAGGUGGAAGCUCAGCAAGCUCUUCCCGAACCGCUCGCCGGCGCUCGUCUCGGGCCCUGGCAACCCACCCCUCGGCCCCGGCCCCGGUCCCGUCCCCGUCCCCGGGCGGCGGCUGUUCCUCACCGACUUCGUCCGCGACGACGGCGCCGGCCUCUUCGACCAGGCCAAGCCCGUGGCGGCGCGCGGCGGGCUCCUCCUCAUGCGCGUCUUCCCCUCGCCGCCGGCCCAGAAAACGCUCCACUUCUGCGCGUGCGACCUGCUCACCGGCAAGCACGACCUCCUGCCCGCACUCCACACGGCCUGCUUCGACGAACGCGGCGUCAGGGGGUACGCCAUCCUCCCCGCCGCCGACCACCGCGGCACCCGGUACCUCUCGGCUGGCUACAGCACCUCCUUCCAAGUGCUUCUCCUCGGCGUCCACCGCGACGAUCACAAGGUAUACCUCCACAGAUUCUCCUCAGCCACAGCCACAGCCACAGCCAUUGCUCAACCAUCCUGGAGCACGCCCAUCAACUGCUCCAAACGAAUCCCGGGGCAUGUCAGGGGCCCCUUUGGAAACCGGGUAGCAGCCAUCACCAAUGGCACCGCACACUGGCUCUUGUGUGGGGAAGAACAAAGCCUCUACACACUUGAUGUGAGCAUUGACACAGACAAUAUAGGCACAACCAAGAUCCCCCUUCAUGUCCUCUCCGUUGUCUUCGACCGCGUUUGGCUGUACGAAAGCGUCGACGCAAGGCUUUCGCUCCUUUAUUUUGACAACAACAAGCUUGAUAUCUGGACUCAGCAAGAAUGCCAGGAGGAUGGUCCUGUGAUCUGGGCUUCCACCCAGUCAACUUGUGUUGGUGUGAGGAUGGGGCUGUUUGGAACGGAGCCGCUUUCCAGUGUGUGCAUUGGUGAGAAGAGUGGCACAAUGCUCACUCACUACCAUUCGGACCCUAGCAGCGCAUAUGCGGUCGACCUCCCAUCCGGGUCGACAACCAGGGUGGAAGAUUGGAAGCGUUGGUUCAACUACAUGACUGCUGUGCCCUUUGAUAUCAGCUGGCCUGCAUUCUUAUUGUCCAGGCUUGGAGACUUCCUGUAACGCCCGCAUAACCUGACCUGAGUAAUUUGCAAUUUUUAAUGUGUUUAAGAGCAUAUAUUGCUGUGAGAAUGAGAUUUGACUAAACCUUGUGGAAGUUCACAUAUUUAGCUGGCAUAAUAAACCCCAUAUGAUCUUAAUUCCAGAUAGAGUUUAUCUAUAUGCAUCUCCAGGUAUGGUGUCCACUUAAGGGACUCGUUUGUUUUGCAAAUACAGCCAUGUUCUUAAAAUCAACAACUUCAGGCAUUUGUUGGUUUUAUUAUCUAAAUGCAAUGAUAGGAGCAGAGAUUUGUCUGCGGUUUUGA
Oryza brachyantha (malo sina) is the source of this 1687-nucleotide messenger RNA. RefSeq lists its product as uncharacterized. The record is from RefSeq and is a predicted model, not a curated record. The transcript has a single exon. Gene Ontology annotation, molecular function: protein binding. Bases 84 to 1385 code for a protein of 433 amino acids. Lineage: Eukaryota; Viridiplantae; Streptophyta; Magnoliopsida; Poales; Poaceae.